UGAUGUUUAUUGCUAACUUCAGUGGUAGGUGUAACUACACUUUGUAUUAGAUAAAAAUUUGGGUAUCGUAUUUGCACAAUUUAUAUUUUAGUUUGGUAGAAAAAGAGUUCGUAACAAAAAUGUCUAAAAUUAACGAUAGAGAUCGAGUUCCUAAUUACCAAACUUACAAACUGGUAAUAGUUGGAGGAGGUGGUGUAGGAAAAUCAGCUAUAACUCUACAAUUCAUUCAGAGUUACUUUGCAGCUGACUAUGAUCCUACUAUUGAAGACUCUUAUACCAAACAAUGUGUCAUUGACGAUAUUCCAGCAAAAUUAGACAUUUUGGAUACUGCUGGACAAGAAGAAUUUAGUGCUAUGAGGGAACAAUAUAUGAGAUCUGGGGAAGGAUUCUUGCUUGUAUUUUCAGUAACUGAAAGAUCUAGUUUUGAUGAAAUAUAUAAAUUCCACAGGCAAAUACUUCGAGUGAAAGACAGGGACGAGUUUCCCAUGCUUAUGGUGGGAAAUAAGGUUGAUCUUGAACACCAAAGAGUUGUCUGGCAAGAAGAGGCCCAGCAACUGGCUAGGCAACUAAAAAUCCCGUACAUAGAAUGUAGUGCGAAAAUGCGGAUGAACGUCGACAAUGCCUUCUACGAAUUAGUACGAGUCGUUCGAAAAUUUCAAUUGUCAGAAAGGCCGCCUUUGAAGCCGAAUUACAUCAAGCGAAACAAAAAGAACUGUUGUCUUCUUUAAUCAUUCGAUUUUGUUCGUUUUGCCAUCACAUUUUAUCUUAGAUUUUAAACAACGAUCGGAGUUCCAUCACAACAAAUGGAAAAAAUGUAAUUGCCAAAAAAUUUCCAGAUUUUAUGGUUCUUAUGUAAAGAACGUUUAGUGAUUUGAAAAAAGGUGUUACUUACUUACCGAUUGAUUGUUGUAGAUCAAUAUAUCAGUGGAGAACAUCUACCUUAUUACAGUAACAGUCAGUUUUGUUUUCUAAAAUGACAAUAUUUCAAAUUGGAGUUAUUGUACAAGAGAAAACAGUAGUUUCCUAGAAGUUAUAGCACGAAAAUCAAAAUAACUAAUCAUACCUCAAUAAUCAAAACUUUGUUCUCAGGUUAUGGAUAUAUUCCAUUUAAAAUUUGCACAAAGCGACAAAAAGGGUAGGGAGCUUUAAACGUAGACACUGUAACAGGUAGCUCUUCUUCUUUUUCUUCCUCUUCUUUGGUUUCUUGGGCUUCACCUACAUGGGUAUUUGGCCAGCUCAUCGUCGCGGAAUAAAGCAAGAAUUCCUUUUUCACCUACAAUUUGGUUGGUUGGUAUGGGACAAACAUAACAGAGGUUAAAUGUUAACUCGCUGAGAUAACUGCCGACCUUCUUCUUCAGUCUUCUUCUUCUCCCGAACAAAUAAAUACAGUUGACGUGACAGCACGAUGCAUUAUUCAGUACAUAUACACACAUCAAAUAGGAAAGACGGUCGGUACGAGUAUAUGAUGGAGAUGGGAUAGAUCAAUCAAUACUCGGUCCGGCAAGGAACGGCUCAGAGAUUAAUCAAUACUUAGUCGCCGCGGAAGGAUCGUUUGGCUUUAACUCAAUAAGAAUAAGUUAAGAACCAGGUUGGCCUCCAGACAAGAUCUUUCGGUGAGUGGCGUUCGUCCCAGAUCAAUUCUCCGGUAGAACUCUCCUUCUGUUGCGGCGAAGCUCCUUUUAUAUCAUUCUCGGUGAUAUGGAUAUUAGUUUUUACUAAUUAACGUGUUUUUAAAAAUUUUUCCCCCUACUUAUAUUCAAAAGUUCGUUCAAAACAUGAGAGAGCGCUCUUUACUAAUUCUUGUGGCCUCUUACAAUUCACACACCUUCACUUUACUAUGAGCUAGAUUUCGUGGACUUUCUUCACAUUAUUGGUGUGACGGCAUCGGUGGGCCGUUCACUACAUGGUGCAUCCAAUGUAGAUAUGCGGCCGUUAGCCGUUAAAAAAUUCACGGAGCAAAAUUUGACACUGUAGUCAGAAGGAGCAUUAGUCCCAUAAUAUUUAUCCAGCUUUUUGAGCUUUUCUUUUGUUUCUCGCCGUUUUAUUUCUCAAAUAAUAAUGUUUAAUGGGAGAUCGAACAUCGUUUUUCUUAUAUGCGUUAUUUUUCCAAACACGUCAACUUUAUGCAGCUAUCAUUUUUAUGCACCUCUAAAAAAUAUACUAAUCGCGUCAAAAUUUGACAUAUAUGUUAACAUAAGGUUAGACUUUCUAGAAUUCAUGUUUUUUUGGAGAUCGCAUAGCCCUAAAGCCACCUUUACCCGGUCAAUAUUAUUGAAGCAAUAUCGAUUUUGGUCAAUAUAUUGAACGUGUAAGGAGUAUAUUGAAACAAUAAUAUCAUUAAAAAAAUAUUUCCUCAAUAAUAUUGACCGUGUACAGGUGGCAAUGGAUAAAGGAGGUUAUUUUUCAGAUCAUCAGAUAUAUGCGCUCUAUAAUUCACUAAUUUUAUUGUCGCAAUUUUCAAAUUUAUAAAAACUGUGGGGAAGCAUGACAAGGUUACAUGGUUAUUUUGAGAAUAUUAUGUACGAAUAAUAAUCUCAACACAUUUAUAUUUUAAUUUCUUAAAAUGCGGUGGUUCUCAUGGAACUGUUAUUGGCCUCAUUAAUAGACAAACGUGCAUAUAUUUGGUUAAUGUCGUUGUCCUUAUAGACAAGAAACGUUCUGAAAUAGCUGACAUGUCUUGUCAAAAUCAAUACAAAACUAAAUGUAAUGCAAAAAUUUUGAAAUUCAAUACCUAAGAAGCGCAGGGUACAUACUUAAUAACUUCAUUACCAAUAAAUAUACAGUAAUGUACGGUGUGUGUCACGUCUAAUUUAACAAUAAAUAGAAUUUUUAAAUUUUUUUUAAGUAUCGAGUGCAUCUGUACUGCCUUCCCUCAUUAUGGAGUAUUGGACCCUCUUGCGUUUCUUUUCUACUCCUCUUCUAUUUCUCGCUCUCUGUUUGUUCUCUCCCCAUCUCAUGUCAAUUCUUUCAUGAUCUCUUGUUACAAUUAUUGUUCAGCUAUUACCAUGACUGUUAUUUUCUCUUGUUUUGUUCUUCACCAUAGUUCUGCGUUUGUUAUUUAUUAGGCCAGUAUAUUUUUAGGAUUUUUCCCAACGAUUUAUUUAUAAAGGUUUGUUCGAGUACAUAAUUGUACGGAAAAAAUUAUAAUGCGACCUAUGAACUAUAACUACAUACUGGCCCUUUUUACAUAGUUUAGCAGUUCUUCUUGACCUAUUCUUUUCAAAUAAGUCUCAACAAACAUUUGAAACAUUAUGUGUGAAAACGUUAUCUGUGUUUACGUUUAAAACUACUUACCCUUACCUUAACGAACUUACUCAUCAUCGAAAACAAUAUAUUUAAAUGUAUAAUUGAUAAAACGCAUUACAAGUUUUAAUUAUUUUCUUUGAUCAUUUUUAGAUAUCUAAUAUUGCAAACAUAUUUUUGAAGGUAUUUGUUCUGAAAACAGAUGUGUUGAUCGGUCUAUUUAUCAAUCGAUAUGUAAAAUAUGUAAAACUGGAUGGAUUAAUAUAAAUCAUUUUAAAGUAGGUACUGAUUUGUGUGACGAUACACUUCAUAAAUCAUAGAUUAGAAAAAAUAGCUAGUUCGCUAAUUAGUUAGAAAUAGUGACAAAUUAUUGAAUUAUCUCGUUUAUUAUUAACUUUACGAUAUAAGUGUACCUAAAAAAGUGGAGAGAAUGAUAUUUUAUAUAAUUUUGAUCUCUUUUAUUUUUUGGUAAAAUCAAUGUUUAAGGUCGUAUAGUCCAGGGCCGAAAAAUAAAAACGGGAAAAAAAUCAAUACAGGUAUUUGAAGGUGCUAAAUCGUAGGGGGGAUAUACUUAAUAAAAAAUACAUACAGAGAUACUCGUAAAUCGACAUCAUUUUUUUAUAAACAAAGGCCAAAGUCAGAAAAUAUUGUUUUUUGCCUAUAGCAUUUUUAGUAUCAUAUUUACAGCAAAAG
This is a messenger RNA of Diabrotica virgifera virgifera (western corn rootworm), 3936 nucleotides long. RefSeq names its product ras-like protein 2 (gene Ras64B). Gene Ontology annotation, cellular component: plasma membrane. Gene Ontology annotation, molecular function: GTPase activity; GTP binding; GDP binding. Bases 120 to 728 code for a protein of 202 amino acids. The record is from RefSeq and is a predicted model, not a curated record. Gene Ontology annotation, biological process: signal transduction. The transcript is spliced from 4 exons. NCBI's taxonomy places the organism in Eukaryota, Metazoa, Arthropoda, Insecta, Coleoptera, Chrysomelidae.